This is a messenger RNA of Zasmidium cellare ATCC 36951, 603 nucleotides long. RefSeq lists its product as uncharacterized. NCBI's taxonomy places the organism in Eukaryota, Fungi, Ascomycota, Dothideomycetes, Mycosphaerellales, Mycosphaerellaceae. The record is from RefSeq and is a predicted model, not a curated record. The annotation marks the transcript as partial. The transcript has a single exon. Gene Ontology annotation, molecular function: oxidoreductase activity, acting on the CH-OH group of donors, NAD or NADP as acceptor.
GUCCUCAUAACCGGCGCCUCCCGCGGCAUCGGCCUCGCCACAGCCCUCUCCUUCGCCCGAUCAGGCUACUCCCGCAUCGCCAUUCUCGCCCGCUCAGACCUCACCGGCGCAAAGCAAAAGAUCCUCGCCGCCGCGAGCGAAGCCAACCGUUCAAAACCACACGUCCUAGAACUACAGGCGGAUAUCUCAGACCCAGACGCCGUAGCGAGAUGCAUGGCUCUGGUGAAGAACCUCUUCGGCCACAUAGACAUCCUCAUCAACAACGCCAGCCGGCUCUCCUCCUGGACGCCCCUCGGCGACAGCGACAUCGACGAUUGGUGGCAGACAUGGGAAGUCAACAUCAUCAAGGGAACCUACCUCGUCACUCGCUCCGCACUCCCGCUCCUCCUCCACUCUACCCUCAAAACAAUCCUCACAAUCACCAGCGCCGGCGCUUUCGCCUCCCUGCCCGGCGGCGGCGGCGGCGCCUCCGCAUACCAAGGGACCAAAGCCGCGCAGAUAAAAGUGACCGAAGACCUGAUGGCCGAGUACGCCUCGCAGGGCCUUUUGGCGUACGCCGUGCACCCCUGCGCGACGCCGACGGCUGGGACGCUGGAGAAGAUG